GGGAGUUUUUCAUUCUAUGGUUCUGGAUUUUUAGGAUUAUUUUAUGCCUUUAUGUAUAACGAUCCUAUGUUACUCUGUUCCUAUAAUAUAUCCUUUUUGUAUUUGCAAUAAUUUAUAUUUUUACAUGCCAACACCAUUAAGACUUUCGAAUGCACCCAUUCUUCCCCAUCAUCUAUAAUUCAAAGAUUUCCCUCUGAUCACAAAAUUCCACUUCCUCAAAACUUCAUGGGGAACACUCGUUUUAUUCCAGCUCUUACAGUCGCACUGCUGUUGCUUAAUUUUGUGGUUUCGUUCUCUACCAAAACAACAACCAAUAUCAGUAUAGAUCAGUCGGCUCUUCUCGCAUUGAAAGCUCAUGUCAUUGAUCCUCAAAAUCUCUUGACAACCAAUUGGUCCUCAGCUUUCAAUAUUUGCAAAUGGAUUGGUGUCACUUGUGGAUCUCGGCACCGAAGAGUCAUAGCUCUCGAUCUUUCUAACAUGAGUCUCUCUGGUAUUGUACCACCUCACAUUGGGAAUCUAUCUUCCCUUACUUGGCUCAACAUGAGGAACAACAAUUUUCAUGGCUCAUUACCCAUCCAGUUGGUUAAUUUGAACCGGUUGAAAUAUAUAAGGUUGUCUUUCAAUAAUUUCUACGGAGAAAUCCCAUCAUGGUUUGGUUCUUUCCCUAAACUUCAGUACUUGUCUUUGAGCUAUAACAAUCUCAUAGGUCAGAUCCCAUCACACAUGUUUGAAGGUCUACCUAGAUUGCAAGUGCUUUAUUUGGCUGUGAAUAGAUUCUCUGGCAAAAUUCCAUUGAGUUUAUUCCAAUGCAAAAAGUUAGAGGAUAUAGACUUGGCUGGUAAUAGCUUGGAGGGGAUUCUACCCAAAGAAAUAGGAAACUUGACCAUGCUUAACACUCUUCAACUCCACAACAACAUGAUCGAAGGUGUCCCGGAACAAAUUGGAGAUCUUUUCAACUUAGAAACAUUAGGCCUUUCUAGUAAUCAGCUAAAAGGGUAUCUCCCUCCAUCCAUCGGCAAUUUAACACGUUUGAGAAUCCUCAAUUUAUACAAUAAUAGCCUAACAGGUGUACCACACCAAAUUGGAAAUCUUAUGGAUUUGGAAAAAUUAAGCAUUCACAGCAAUAUGUUAAAAGGACAUCUUCCUUCUUUUGAUAAUCUAACUCGUUUGAGUGUUCUCCAAUUAUUCAAUAAUUCUCUAACAGGACAAAUUCCAGUUACCUUGGGCAAUCUAAGAUAUUUGCAAAAGCUGGACCUAUCGGGUAAUGAUUUAAGUGGCACACUUUCAUACUCGAAAAUCAGCUUUCUAUCAUCAUUAGCAAAUUGCAAAGACUUGAGUUUCUUGUCAUUUGGAGGGAAUCCAUUGAUCAGUGGUUACCUUCCGGUUUCUAUAGGAAAUCUCUUGGUUUCUCUUCAAUAUUUUUAUGCUUGGAGUUGCAACAUUAGUGGCAGCAUUCCUGGGGAAAUUGGCAACCUUACUGACUUGGUAGUUUUAGAUCUAAGUGACAAUAAUCUGGUCGGAUCCACCCCCACCACCUUGACAAGGCUUAAACAUAUCCAAUGGCUAGACUUGUCUUCCAACUUUCUAAGUGGGCCUCUCCAAAUUGAAAUUGGUAACUGGAAUGUUGUUGAAUAUGUGGAUUUUUCAGGAAAUCAUUUCUCAGGUGCAAUUCCGGACAAAGUUUGUGAUCGGAAUAAUGAUUUGAGAUAUCUUGCCUUUAGUGGCAAUCUACUGGAAGGGAUUCUACCGCGAUCUUUGAUUAAUUGCCGUGAACUGGUAGUUUUUAAUGUUGUAGACAACAAGUUUAGUGAUACUUUUCCCCAUUGGCUAGGCAUGCUUCCAAAGCUUCGAGUCCUUAUUUUGAGAUCCAACAGAUUUCAUGGUUCCAUUCAAAGUUCGGUACCAACAUCUUCCUUCUCCCAAUUGCAAAUCAUUGAUCUCUCUCGUAAUCACUUCACUGGCCUAUUGCCAACUCAGUUCUUCCAAAAUCUCAAGGCUCUGAAAAAUGUUGAAUACCGAAAUGAUAGUUAUUGGUACAAUGUUAAUGUAACAGUAAAAGGCUUGGAGCUAGAGUUUGCAAUAACUGUACGUAAACCCAUAUUCACAACUAUAGAUUUGUCGAUGAAUGGAUUCCAUGGAGAAAUUCCUGAGGUAGUUGGAGAGCUUAGCUUGCUUCAAGCACUCAAUCUCUCUCACAACAACCUAAUUGGUCUUAUCCCACCGUCAUUCGGAAUUUUGGUAGUACUUGAAUCAUUAGAUCUCUCAUUUAACAAGUUGACUGGAAAAAUCCCUUCUCAAUUGACAAAUUUAACAUUUCUGGCGGUGUUGAAGUUUCAAAACAAUAAUCUUGUAGGGCCGAUUCCCCAUGGCAAGCAAUUUGAUACAUUUGACAAAGACUCUUAUAGAGGGAACCUGGGUUUGUGCGGAUUCCCAUUGUUGAAGCAAUGUAGCAAUUAUGAAAGACCAGAACCAGCGCAAGAUGAAGGUAAUGGAAAUGGAAUAGCUUUUAUAUGGAAAGUUGCAAUGAUGGGGUAUGGAUGUGGAAUGGUAUUAGGAAUUAGCAUGGCAUACAUUGUCUUCACAACAGGAAAACCGCAGUGGCUUGUAAGAAUGAUUGAGAGAGAUUUACAAAACAAAGUUUCAAUCUGGUUUCAGAAGAAACGAAACUAGUCAUGCAAAUCCAUCUUUAUUAUGUGAGAUACUGAAUAUCAUUAAAAUAAAAGCGCUUCUUUUGCCAUGAUAAA
This is a messenger RNA of Gossypium arboreum, 2744 nucleotides long. Its product is annotated as receptor-like protein 36. Lineage: Eukaryota; Viridiplantae; Streptophyta; Magnoliopsida; Malvales; Malvaceae. Gene Ontology annotation, molecular function: protein binding. Bases 226 to 2670 code for a protein of 814 amino acids. The record is from RefSeq and is a predicted model, not a curated record. The transcript has 4 exons.